Molecule: messenger RNA, 2217 nt
Organism: Closterium sp. Naga37s-1
Lineage: Eukaryota; Viridiplantae; Streptophyta; Zygnematophyceae; Desmidiales; Closteriaceae
Source: the annotation of a GenBank genome assembly
AUGGCCUCGUCCGUCGCCCUUCGUCAGGCACUCAACCCCACUCCCUUCCUCACAGGAGCUCCCACAACCCGACUCUCACCAUCCAGAGCGUCAGUGAGCAAUGGCGUCUCGCUGUCCUCUUUCCAGGUAACAUCCGUGCAAUCUCAGUCUAGGGCGAUCGUGUGCUCCGCUGCCGGCACAGAAGUCACAUCAGCAGCAUCCACUGACAACUGGGUGCCAGUAAUCCCUAUGGAGGCACUUCCCAAGGGAGAGAGGCGGCUCAUCAGGCAGGACGGCCAGGAGAUUCUUCUAUUCUGGUACCGGAACGAGAUUUACGCCGUGGAGAACGUUUCGCCUGCAGAGGGAGCGUACUCGGAGGGAUUCCUCAACGCUAGGUUCACCCAGGACGGCUGCAUCGUGUGUCCCUCAACGGACACCACAUUCGACCUUAAAACCGGCGAGAUCAAGGAGUGGUACCCCAAGAACCCCGUGCUGCGAGCCCUCACCAAGCCUCUCCGCGGGCUGGAAGUGUUUCCCGUGAAGCUCGAGGACUACCAGGUCUGCAUCAACAUGGGCCGCGGCUCCGCCGGUGCUGCUGAGGUGGUGGUGGGGGAGGCUUCCAGGGUCGGCCAAACGGUCUCUGACGUCAAUGUGAAUGAGACUAGGAUGGUGGUGGACGAGUCAGCAGGCGGAUUCGGGUUCUCACCACAGAACGAAUUGCUCAACGGCCGAGCAGCAAUGGCAGGCUUCGUGGGUCUACUGGUGAUCGAGCUUGUCACUGGCAAGGGCCUGCUGUCCGCUACUGGGUUCCUCGACUUCCUAUACCGCCGCGUCACCCGCUUCUCGCCUCACCCGCCGCAUGCCUCACCUGCGAAUCGGCACAAUACUCGCCUCACGCGCUGCUCGGCUCAUAACCCAUUUCGUCAUUUCCCCCCCUUCCGCCUCUCGUUUCCUCAAUCUCGUUUCCCCCCUUUCUCCCUCUCGUUUCCCCCCCUUCCGCCUCUCAUUUUCCCCCCCUUCCGCCUCUCGUUUCCCCCCUUUCUCCAUCUCGUUUCCCCCCAUCCUCCCUCUCGUUUCCCCCCAUCCUCCCUCUCGUUUUCCCCCUCCACCCUCUCGUUUCCCCCCCUUCUCCCUCUCGUUCCCCCCCCUUCCGCCUCUCCUUUCCCCCCCUUCCGCCUCUCGUUUCCCCCCCUUCUCCCUCUCAUUUUCGCCCUUUCUUCCUCUCAUUUCUCCCCCCCCCCUCCCUCUCAUUUCCCCCCCUGCUCCCUCUCAUUUCCCCCCCUGCUCACCCUCACUUCCCCCCUUUCUCCCUCUUCAUUUCCUCCUCUCCUUCCCCUCAUUUCGCCCUCUCCUUCCCCUCAUUUCCACCUCCGUGUCUACUCAUUUCCCCCUCUCGUCUACUCAUUUUCCCCUCUCGUAACUCCCCCUUCCCCCUCUCGUAUUCUCCCCUUCCCCCUCUCAUUUCUCCCCAUCAUCCCUCUCGUUUCCCACCCUUCCCCCUCUCGUUUCCCCUCCUCUCAUUUCCCCCCUUCUCCCUCUCAUUUCCCUCUCUUCCCCCUCUCAUUUCCCCGCUUUCCCCCCUCUCGUUUCCCCCCCUUGCUCCCUCACAUAUUCCCCCCUUCUCUCUCUCAUUUCUCCUCUUCGCCCUCUCAUUUCCCCCCUUCUCCUGCUCAUUUCCCCCCCCCCCUCUUCCUCUCGUUUCCCCCCCUUCUCCCCCUCAUUUUCCCCCUUUCUUCCUCUCAUUUCCCCCCCCCCUCCCUCUCAUUUCCCCCCCUGCUCACCCUCACUUCCCCCCUUUCUCCCUCUUCAUUUCCCCCUCUCCUUCCCCUCAUUUCGCCCUCUCCUUCCCCUCAUUUCCACCUCCGUGUCUACUCAUUUCCCCCUCUCGUUACCUUCAGUUCCCCCUCUCCUUCCCCUCAUUUCGCCCUCCUUCCCCUCAUUCGCCCUUUCCUUACCCUCAUCUCCCCAUCUCGUUUCUCGCAUUUCCCCUACUCCGUCCCCUCGUUUCCCCCUCUCCCCUCAUUUCAUCCUCUCGAGGGUCCGGGUGAGUGUGCUCAUGCUGCUGGCGCGCGUGAGGGAGCUGCAGCGCCCUCACAUGCUGCACAGUCCUUCCCCUCCUCCCCCCUUGGCUUACCCUUCCUUACUCCCCCCCGGGCAACCCUUGCUCCCCCUUUGCUCCCCCUCCCUUCCCCUACAGCUUACCCUCUGUUUCUUCUGCAGCUUGCCCUUGUCUCUUAG